This is a messenger RNA of Meloidogyne enterolobii, 2010 nucleotides long. The record is from the annotation of a GenBank genome assembly. Lineage: Eukaryota; Metazoa; Nematoda; Chromadorea; Rhabditida; Meloidogynidae.
AUGGAAUUGAUAAAUAUAAUAAUAAAUUGCAAGACUUUCAUGAUAGAUUUGCAUUCAAAAGGUUCAGAAGGCUCUUUGAUUGAUAUUUACUCUUUUAUGGAAAAAGCAUCCUCGUUAAACUACAAGGAAUCGUUGUUUAAUUUUACCGCCUUAAAUGUGCUGAAAUUUUUAUUUAAUUUAUCGAAAAUACAAAGCAAAGAAAUGGAUAAAGCUAUUAUUGUAAAAAUCUACAAUCAUCAUUUGGAAAAUAAAAGAAUGAGAAAAGAAUAUAAAAAUGUAAUUGUGGAGGGUGAUGGUCCAGUUGGUUUAUAUGCUGCCUUCGAACUCUUUAUGGAGGGAAUGAAUGCAACUCUUGUAAAUAAUCGUCCUGAAGAUUACACACGAAAUCGAUUUAUCUUUUUUGAUCCAAAAUGGAUGCCAAAAUUACGUUUCUUUUUGGGUUCUGGAUUUGAUAAAUUAUCUUUUGGUAAUAAAAAGAGAAAGAGAACAUUGGGAAGAAUUCCUACUAAAGAAGAUGUGUUAAAAAUAAAAAAUAUGGAAAAUGUUUUGAAGGAACGAGUAAAAAAUUUAUCAAAUUAUAUAAAUGAAAAAGAAGGAAAUCAAAAAGGAAAAUCAUUUUUGAAUUUGAUCUAUAAUACAGCAGUUUUGGACAUAAAUACUGAAGAUGAAAAGCCUUUGGUCAUCCUUGGUGCUCCAAUGAAUCGUCCUCAAUCCUUUGAUUAUGCUCAUUUAAAGCAAAUAUUAACGAAGUAUGAAGGGAUGACAAUUUUCGAAUCAAAUGAAAAUAUAGGAAUUCCUUUUGAUUUGAUUUUUUGUGAUUUUAUUAAACAAAUUAAAUAUGAUUCUGUUAUUCUCAAUAAAAAGCAAAACAAAAAAAUUUUCAAAGAAAAUCAUCAGAAAAUGUCUUUUAAAAUUCAUUCGAUGGAUAGCAGUUUAUUAGUCAAUUUUGAUCAUUUAACUAAAAAAUCAUUUUUCAUUACUCAAAAUAUUAGAAAUCGUUAUUAUUAUAUAUUUCAGAUGAUUUACUAUGGUAUGGAAGAAAUAAAAGCUAAUACUCAAAUUCCUUUGACUAGAACAGGCAAAGUUUAUAAGACAACCUCAGAUGGAAAAUUGGAUUUUAGAGAUCCUUACAAGAAUGGUGAAUUUAUUUCUGUCCAAAUAUUUGACACUGAGACAACAAUACAAAUUGAAUCAGAAAAACCUAUGGCAAUUGUUGAAUUAAUUGAAGAAGUUAAAAAUGAAAGAGAGGAAUUGGAAGAGAUGAACGAUGAGGAAUUUAGGAAAAGAUGGUAUGAAGCAAUUAUCGACGAGUUAAAAUUCAAUCAUGAUAAAGAAGUUGAUAAAAAAUUAAAACGGAUAAAAUUAAGAGGAUUGAAUAAGAGAAGAUACCAAGAAUUCAGAGAAAAAAGUCGCGGAGAAAAUUUAAAAAGAAUAGAAUAUGAAAACUAUAAAAAUAUGCGAAAAGAAUCAGAGGAGAUUCAAAACAAACAGAAUAAAUUAUUGGAAGAAAAGAUAAAGAAUUUAAAAAUCGAAAAUGAUAAAUUAUUUGAAAAAGGGCUGUUAAACAUUGAAGAAGAACAUGAAAAGAUGUUGGAAAAAUAUGAUGAUUUUAUCGUUGAAUUAAAAGAAAGAUGGUUUAAAGCAAUAUUGUAUCAUGUAAUUAAAUACAAAAGUCAAGGAAAAAAGAAGGUGACAAUUAAAUUAAGCAAGGAAAUCAAAGAAGAGGAGCAAACUGAAAAAGGAGAAGCAAGUAGUAGCAAUAAUAUUGAAACAAUUCAUAAUGAACAGGACGAACAUAUUCUUUAUUUUGACAAAAACAGUUUAAUUAGAAAAACAACUGUGGAAAAAAUUUAUGGAAAAGAAGUCAAUGUAACAUUGAUUAAAGAGAAAAGAGAUUCAGGAAUUCUUGUGAGUAUAAACGAUGAAAAUACUGCAGGUAAAAUAAAUGAAGGUAAGUUUUUUGAAAAUAAAAUGAGGGAGCUAGUAACUAGAUACGAACUUUUCACAUAG